Molecule: messenger RNA, 1154 nt
Organism: Vitrella brassicaformis
Lineage: Eukaryota; Vitrellaceae
Source: the annotation of a GenBank genome assembly
AUGGCAGGCACCUCGUUGAAGCCAUCGAUGCAGUCAGUCCCGAAGUCAUACAUACCCCACACAUGACACACAUACACACACAUACAGACAUCACACACACAUGCACACACACACAGACACCAUGAGCCCACCAAGGCAGGCUGGUCGCCAUUAAAUGCAGUGCAGACCGUCCUGCAUCUCGGUCAUUGUUCGAGAACCCGCAAAACCCACCUGCAACGACGACUGACGCACCCGCCCUCCCUCCCUCCCGUCCUCCAUCUACUCAUUGCACGCAAGCACUCAGCCAUGGGAAAAUGAACGAGUGCAUUCUUCCACCAUUCAGCAUUUGCAAUAGCUACCCAGACGCCCGACUAACCAGCCGUCUGCAGCACCUCGAUCUCGAAGCACAGGUCUGCACGUCACAGGGAUGCAUGUGUGUGUGUGUGUGUGUGUGUGCAGGUGUUGUGUCACCUGCGUCGGGAGGGAUUCCCCAUGCAGGGAAGCCGCUGGAUCCAUAGCCCACUGACAGGACAGGACAGGACAGGACAGGACAGGAGAGAGAUCUGAGCCCAUGGCCCCCAAUGGCAUUAUGCGUGUCGCGUACUGUUGGCAGGUAUCAUAAUGUUGGCCUUCUCUCCGACCUUCAUGCCCAGCACGCCUUGGUCCCACCCAGCAAUCACCUCGCCCUUACCGGCAUUGAACUGGAACGGCUGAACGAUUGAUUGAUCGCCCACACCCACCAACACACGCGCAGCGACAUCCACCACACACGAUUCAUGCGCAGCUGUCGAGUGUCAAGUGUCGACGACAGAGACGGUCGACGAGGGAGGGUACCUGCUGGCCGGGGUCGCGCGUGGACCAGAAUUUCUUCAGCGCGCCACCAGGCUGGCGCACGUUGCCGGUGGCAUGCACGGUCGUCCGCAUCCCUGCCUGCACAACAGGCCCGUUGCCUUCACACACACAUACAUAGAUCAGCGACCAAGGGGAUGCCUCAGGAACGUCGUCCCUCUUUCCCUCGGCUCACCUGGAGUGAUGAUCUCCUUGGCAAGCUGUGUAAUCCUCGACAUGACAGCGGAACAACUGGUAGAACUGCGGGAAACAAGAACGGUCAGCCCGUCAUUGCAUGUGCGUGUGCCUUUCAGAUUUCAGCUCUGCUUACUCAGGGCUGCUCCUCU